AUGGGCCAAGGAGCUGGCCAGGUUGCGGCUGAUGAAGGCGAUGCCCCAGAUGCCUUGCUUGGAACGGAAGCUACAGAUGCGGUGCCGCAGAGCUAUGCGGUUGCAGAGGAUGCCAAAGAAGAGGGUUCAAAGCCUUCGCAGCCUUUGCGCCGGCAACGCCACUCCGUCGUGCACCUGCUCGAUGAUGACAGAACACAGCUGUUGCGGACAUGCUUUUGUCCGUGGGCAACGCUGCAAGAUGUCCUCAAUGCAGAUGCUGUGUGCAAGCGCUGGCACCAGCUGUCCCGAGAGGAGCAGUGGAUGGAGAUGUCCAUCCUCAACGGCGGGGUCUCGGCGAGUUUACGACGAGGCCUUUGGCGACACCUCUCAGCUGUGCAAGAAAUUGAGCAGCGCUACCAGCACGAGCUUGGCGUGGCCUCGGCCGCAGAGGCCUUCGAAGCGCUGCUCCACCAGCCGCUGUCACAGGCCAAGAUCUCGGAGAUCGAGCGAGACGUUCACCGCACUUAUCCGAGCCAUCGGCGCUUCGAAGGCCAGGAAGGUGCCGAAGGGAGAGCCGAGCUGCAGCAGGUCUUGCAAGCCACAGUCGUGGCAGAGCCCAAUGUUGGCUACUGCCAGGGUAUGAAUUUCGUGGCAGCCACCCUGCUGAUACAUCUCGGAUCAGCCAGCGAUGCGUUUUGGCUGUUGCUCGCGUUGCUGGAAAGCUAUCACUACAGAUUCGUCUUCGCGCCUGGAGUCCCGCUUCUACCGCUUCGAGUUUUCCAAUUUGCCGGCAUCGUGCAGAGAUGCCUGCCCAGACUUUGGCGACAUCUCCGAGAGGAUGGACAUUCCUUGGAGAUUUUUGCCCACCAGUGUGUGUUAACGCUUUUCUCCUACAGCUUGGAGCCCGACCUGCUUGCGUAUGUCUACGACGCCUUUUUCCUCCAGGGUUGGAAGGCUGUCUUCCGAAUAGGUGCAAGCCUGCUGGCAUUUCUGGAGGAGCAGCUGUUACAGAUGAGCCUGGAGGACAUCUCACACCACUUGCACCAGUGCAAGAAGCACCUCCGUCUGCCGCAAAGAAAGGGGCAACUUGCAGCUGCGUUUCGUGUAUUGCUGCGCUUUGACGUGGGUCUCGGCAGCCUUGAGGAGCUGGAAUCGGCCUUCCAACUCCAGCGGCUGGAGGUGCUGCUGUCCCAGGUGUCGCUCACCACCGACCUAGAUGUGCAGGCUGGCAAGCGCCUUGUUCAGCAGCCACAAACCAGGUAA
Messenger RNA from Symbiodinium natans, 1242 nucleotides. The record is from the annotation of a GenBank genome assembly. Lineage: Eukaryota; Dinophyceae; Suessiales; Symbiodiniaceae.